AUGGCCUCAAAACAAGAGAAGCAGCUCCAGGCGCAGUACGAAGAGAGCCUCAAAGCCAGCAUCAUCUCCCUAGUUCAAGCAGUCUACGGCCCCAAGCACCCCCGCGGCUGUACUUUCGACGUCGUCGCUUCCAAAAAGCCCGAUAUCAGUCUCAGAUAUACAUACAUCGCCUACGUCAUUGUCUAUCCUAGCCCGUCUGAUUCAUCUUCCACUAGAUGGAGGCUUCUUCUACAGACUCCCGAAAGGAGUGACUUGCGGUUUUGUUAUGAGUCGCUCAUUCACGCUCUACAAGUCGAUAUGGUCUCGGUCAUGGACAACGCACCUCGAGCCGACGAUGAGAUGGAGGAAUCUUCAGAGGCCCGCGACGAGUAG
Messenger RNA from Alternaria triticimaculans, 372 nucleotides. RefSeq lists its product as uncharacterized. The coding region runs from base 1 to 372 and encodes 123 amino acids. The record is from RefSeq and is a predicted model, not a curated record. The transcript has 3 exons. NCBI's taxonomy places the organism in Eukaryota, Fungi, Ascomycota, Dothideomycetes, Pleosporales, Pleosporaceae.